Messenger RNA from Homalodisca vitripennis (glassy-winged sharpshooter), 3103 nucleotides. RefSeq lists its product as uncharacterized. The coding region runs from base 454 to 1098 and encodes 214 amino acids. The transcript is spliced from 4 exons. The record is from RefSeq and is a predicted model, not a curated record. NCBI's taxonomy places the organism in Eukaryota, Metazoa, Arthropoda, Insecta, Hemiptera, Cicadellidae.
GUCCAGUCCAGUGAGUGUUCCCUGUCCAGUAGUAAAAUCGUGACGGUGGUGAUCCCCUUCGGACCCAGUGAACUUCCUUUUAAUUUAGGUUAUACAAAUGUCACACCUCACCAAGGUUGUUACACUCUGACCUCCACUAUAAGCACGCGUGUGGUUCUAUGUAUUAAUUAAUACUAUUUAUAUGAGUGAUCCGAAUGAAAUCAUAAACAUAUCACGCAUCGUUACGUUAGCAAUUUUUUGUCGGUAAAGAGUAUUUACGAAAAACCACAUAAAGUAAAUUAUAAUAUGCAGCCUAUUUGACUAAAAAAGAGUUUUCUUAAAAGUGUUAUGCCUAUUUGUUAUGUAUAUUACAGUGUAAUACGACAACUGUAAGAUUUCCUACCUUUGAUGUCAGUUUCUGCUGCUAGUUUUGCGACGUAAUUUUAAGGAAUUUCUAAGAGCUCACCCACGAGUAUGGUAUCGACCGCCGGCCUAGUCCUGGUGUUGGCUGUCGUCACCCAAGUGCUGGGCGUCAUCCAAGACUGCAUGGAGAUUCCUACAGAGCCCAACUUUAAAAUGGAGGACGUGGAGGGCAACUGGUACCCGAUGGAAAUAGUACUGCACCGGAACGACUCCAAGAUCUAUGGGAUUCCGACCGAGCCAAACUGCCCUACUGUGACGUUCAGUGUCGGUCCUAAGAACAAGAAGACCCUGACAAUGGUUUGGAACUCGACCGCCGGUGAUUUGGAUUAUAAGUUCACCCAGAAAGGGCUGAAAAGUCAGUGGCAGUCCUCCGGUGAACAGACAGGUACGCUGGUUAGCGAUGAUCAGUACAAGCAUUAUGGAGGAAUUGUUCGCGUGUUAAAACUGGACGACGACUACAUGUUCUUGAGCUUCUGCUCCUCAAAACUGAGGCUUUUGAGCACUGUAGCUUUUUCUCGCACAGAAAACAUGCCGAAGGACGUUUAUGAGGAAACUCUAGGAGUCCUGGAAGCUAAACAUUACAAACGGGCAAAAGAGAUCCACACUCGUCCUUGCCAGGAAGAGGACAGCAGCAAUCACCUGGGUUCGACAUUUCUUCUGAUCCUGAUCACUCUGACGGUACCCUUGUGGCACUAGCAUCUAGAUGAGCCUGAUAUUUAUCGUGUUUAGCAGAUUCAUUUGUUGCAAUAUGCCUCGUUUGCUGCAUUCCCAUUAGUCUGCAUGAACCCCGGUUAUGUUAUGUUUGUUGUCGUUCUAGGAGAAUCUUCGUUGGCUCCCAAGCGAAGGAUAUCAUUUUGUCACCAUCACCAUUAUCAUCAACAUCAUAUCAUAGAAACAUUGCCAUAGCUACGAUCAUUAUCAUCCUUCAUACAUAUGUAAUAGUACCCGUCAUUGCUUAUGUUUGUUAACAAAAAAUAGAGGGUUUGUGGCUCUUGCGAGGAUUAUAGUCUAUAAAUGAAAAUUAUUUUAUGACCCAUUUAUAUUUACUUACUUAGCAUUAAUUGUAAAGCAAUGUUUAAAAACUUUCAUGAAUAAAGGAAAUUGUUUUGAUCGGCAUGAAGUUACGAAUGUUGUGCAAAGAGAAUAUAAGAAUGUCAGUACGUGAAUGUGGCCUUCUUACUGUAUGAAACGUUGUGAUUCUUUCAUUAACUACAAAUAUUAUGUAUUCGUCAUUGGUACUUUUGAUCUAUCGUUUCGCUGCAAGACUUCAACUACACCUACGGAAGAAUUGACAGGUCUCGUUAGCCAACUCUCAUUGUCACUUAGCCCUUACACCCUUGCUCUCAUGCAGUCGGCCCUGGCUCCUCCGUCCCACAGCGUAGAACCCUUGGCGCUUUCUUAGACGCAUGCGUAGAAGCUAUUUGUAGAGUUGUGCUUUGUUUACUUUUUGUAACUUUUAAAAGGAUGUAGGAUUAAGCACAGAGAAGUUUCAAAACACUCCAGAUUUACUGAGGAGGAUUUUGAAAACGAUUUAGAUUUCUUGGAUAUGUUAGAAGUACAAUAGUUGGAUUAUUGUUUAUUGUUUAUGGAUUAUACGAGUUCUUACUAUCAAUAGGCCUACUUGUUGUUGGUUGUCAAAUCCAAACAAAACUACAAACUUGGUUAUCUAUAUUACAUACGAAUGGUAUAAUUGAAUGUAUUGAAUUUUAAUUAUUUAUGUAUAAAACGUGUAAUGUAAAUCCCUUUCUCAUAUAUAUUAAGUGUCUUGCGCUUCUGAUGGUAUCUAUUGUAAAUAAAAUGCACUGGGAAAAAGCAUUUGUUUUCUUAUAGUAUGUGUUAACGUUGUGUCAUCUUACGUAUAUUACUAAGGGAGAUUUUUAAUAAGUUACUUCUAUCAAUUACAAAUAAAAAAAGUUUCAUUUAACUUGAUGUCAUAUAAUUACAAUUCAGAGAUUAAAUUUUUAGUCUUUCAUAUAAAACCAGCUGUGAAAUGCUGAAGGUUUCAGUAAUCGAUUAUUGUCUCGGUAUAACAGCCUCUAAAUAUCAGCAUCACUUACCAAGGUACUUGUUACAAUUAAACUUGUAUCUCCCAACACUAUUGAUUAAUUGUUUUAAAUUCUCUACGCACGUGUUAAACUGCCCAAAUGUAGUAAAUUGCUUUGUGACAAACUGCGAUAUACUAACACACAAUGUGAUCAUUACACCACAGUAGGCUACUCACACACUUUCACAGCUAGCUGGUUUACGGUCAUUGUAUUGAGAUACUGUGUUCUCUAACCUUUCUUUCGACGUUAUGAAAUGAUCAAACAACAACAUUCUUAGAAUUUAUUAAAUGAGACGGCGACACCAUAGAUUACAAUAAGACCAAAUAGAUGGGCUAUGCCUAUCUUGCCAACAUUGGGGCAGGUGAAGCCAGGUCCGCCAUGUUCUUGUGGGAUAGAAACUCAAAACUACGCUCCGAUUAGUGUAAAAAUUCAGUUCUCCCGUCUCAAUCAACUCGUGAUCUACCCUACUUAGAAUAAAGAAAAUACUUUGAAACUUGGUAUGAGUGAAUUCAAUAAGCUAUGGAUACCUGUGGUAUCAUUCAAAUGUUCAAAAAAUUUAGUUUUGCAAUUUAAAUAAUUAAAUAAAGUCGAGAAUUAUGUUUACAUUUUAAAACUUGACAUAAAAAAGUUAGUCGGCUGCUACUUUUGCCGUUUUU